Molecule: messenger RNA, 1249 nt
Organism: Megalobrama amblycephala (Wuchang bream)
Lineage: Eukaryota; Metazoa; Chordata; Actinopteri; Cypriniformes; Xenocyprididae
Product: ETS domain-containing transcription factor ERF-like
Exons: 6
Coding region: 164-952 (262 amino acids)
Biological process (GO): regulation of transcription by RNA polymerase II; cell differentiation
Cellular component (GO): nucleus
Molecular function (GO): DNA-binding transcription factor activity, RNA polymerase II-specific; sequence-specific DNA binding
Source: RefSeq, a predicted model, not a curated record
AGUUUGGAUUGGGAGAGAGAGAGAGAGAGAGAUCAGGGAUGAAGGCAGGCCUAAUAGUUGUACAGUAAAUAAGAGAGAGGGAUAGCGGUAAAGAUAAAUAGUGAGGGAAGGGUUACAGGUGUCUUUCUUCAUUCCUCCAGAAAAAAGCAUCUCCACUGAACAGAUGGAGUGUAACUGUAAUUCCUCUCUGGGUGCUUUUUCCUCGACUUACUGGAGCAGAACAGUGCUUUUUCCUGAUUGGGCGUAUAAACCAGCGUGGUCUCCAGGCUCACGGCAGGUGCAGUUAUGGCACUUCCUGUUAGAGCUAUUAGGGCGUGGUGAAGGCGGAGCUAUCACGUGGGGCAGCGAAUGGGGAGAGUUUGUAAUCAGAGACCCAGAGAGAUUGGCUAAACUGUGGGGGGAGAGGAAGGGCAAGCCACACAUGAAUUAUGACAAACUCAGCAGAGCUUUAAGGUAUUAUUAUAAUAAGCGAAUUUUGCACAAGACCAAAGGAAAACGUUUCACCUACAAGUUUAAUUUCAGCAAACUAAUCUUAGUGAAUUACCCAAGUUUUCCAACUUGCCCACAGAAUACAGCAUCUGUACCUUUCUCUGCCUUUCCUUCUCAGCUUUCCUUCUACAACCCUUCUAUUGACAGGGCUGUACAGUCAAUUUCUCAUCCCCUUCUGAUGCCAUACAGCUUCCCCAAACCCCUCCCCUUUCCUCAGGCACAUCCAAUCCAAAGGCAAUUUCCCCUCUUUUCUGGACCGCCUUCCUCAGGGACUAACCUAUCAGAGCUCUCCUGCCAGUCACCAGUCAACUCCGCCCUGCAGUUCACCCAAACUUUAAACUGGCCAGUCAAAAGCUACACAGAGUGGCCUUUCAGCCGAGUCAUGGGAUUACAAGAGAGGACUAAAAGUGGACCACAAGACAAAAACCAUCACAAUGAAGAAGACAAAAAAAAUAUUUCCUGAAACCAAGUUUUGUUGUUAUCAUUAUUAUUGUUUUUUAUCAUAAUUAUCUCUUUUUGUUUUAAGUUUAUACAUUCUCAUUGGAUGGUUGAGAGCAAAGCACUUUAUAUAUCUGACACUAUACCUUCAUCCUCUCCCCAGGACAUUUUGACCCGGAAUUCAUUUUCUUUUAAUUUUUAGAAAUUGAGUGUUCAUCGGAGUGUUACAAAACCUUGUCAUUCACAUUUGAAAUUGGAAUGCACACAAAAAUUGACUGGAUUCAAGGAGUUGUUGUGGUUGUAAUAAAAAAUAGUAACAAAU